UUGUAGUCUUGUAGACAUAGGAUUCUUCUUCACUGUCAACUGAUACGAUGGGGGCUGUGAUGUGUGCACCGUGCUGCAUACUGCCGUGUUGUGGAUGCUGUGCAGGAUAUACCAGUCAUAAGGACGACCAACGCCAGGAUUCUCAAAAUGCGAAGAAAAUAGAAAGAGCACAGGCCCACGACGGCCAGAAAGCAGAACAAAGGCAAAUUGCUUUGGAGGAGAGGCGGAAGGGGCGCGAAACAACCACCCAGAGCAUUCGUGACAAGUACAACAUGCCACCCUCGGCCUAGUGUAUAGACACAGCACUGCCACUAUGACCCUAGACCUGUGACUCAAUACACUCUCCUUAUCGUAGCUUUACAACACACUACGCCCCCACAGCCUAGUGCUGCAACCCCGCAUACCACCAACGUCGUAUACGCCUUCAGUUAUAGCUUAUCACACUCAGCCUAUAUUUUACAAGUACAAUUUCCCCCCUCCCUCAAUGUAACUUUAUAAUAAAUAAUAAAGUGUACCAUUUUCAGC
Sphaeroforma arctica JP610 is the source of this 525-nucleotide messenger RNA. RefSeq lists its product as hypothetical. Bases 48 to 290 code for a protein of 80 amino acids. The transcript has 3 exons. The record is from RefSeq and is a predicted model, not a curated record. NCBI's taxonomy places the organism in Eukaryota, Ichthyosporea, Ichthyophonida.